UUUGUCAUUACUCCAAAGCUGGGAAGAGUCAAAAUCCCAAUGCAGUUGCAGACGCAGUUCAAAUGCAGCGCCUGGGUAAGUUUUUGACAUUAGAGGGAACGGCCGGGGAUGCACUGAGCUAUGCGAUUGACCCUCUAGCCAAAUCGCUUGUCAAUUUGACAGAAUAACGGAUUUGGAUAUCCAAAUUCAUUGUUGCAAAUGGAGCUGCCUGAACAUCAUGCUUGAAAAGUCCAUCAUGUUGCAAGUCCUUAAAAUUUCAAUGAAAGGUGAGUGUGAGGAACACACUCAUCAUUUAAGUUGGAGGGAUCCCACCGGAGUUCUAAGGUGCUUGUCACCCACUCUGACCAAAUUUUCAUUCAAGGGAUUGGUAGGUCGAGAAGAUGAGGUUAAAAUGUUAAGGUAUGUCCUAAAUCAAGGCCGCAUUCUGAAAGGUGUUGAACUAGUAUUUCGGCCUCCUUCUACUGAUUUGGAGCCCAAGUUUCACGUGCUUCAAAAGAUAUCAUUGUUCCCAAGGGGUUCUGAUGACUGUGAAGUGAGUUUUACCUGAUGGUGAGCGAGGC
Molecule: messenger RNA, 560 nt
Organism: Oldenlandia corymbosa var. corymbosa
Lineage: Eukaryota; Viridiplantae; Streptophyta; Magnoliopsida; Gentianales; Rubiaceae
Source: the annotation of a GenBank genome assembly